Messenger RNA from Rhizophagus irregularis DAOM 181602=DAOM 197198, 1167 nucleotides. The record is from RefSeq and is a predicted model, not a curated record. NCBI's taxonomy places the organism in Eukaryota, Fungi, Glomeromycota, Glomeromycetes, Glomerales, Glomeraceae.
AUGACAUCUGAAAUAAAAGAAAAUAAGAUUAAUACUAGUAAUAAACAAGUUACACAUCUCGAGUUUGUAGGAGAUAGAACAUCAGAUUACAAUCACGAACUAUCCGUCUUUGGUGAGAAUAUUACUCUUUUGGAAAAUUUUUUAGAGUCAGCAUGUAAUAAACAGAAAACAUCUUAUACUUUAAGCCUAAGAAGUCUUAAAAUUAUACAUUAUUCUAGACUCUCAGAUAAUAAAAUUCUCUGUGUUCUACGUUCAUACCCAAAUAUAACCAGUUUAAAUUUUGAACAAAGUGAAAGCAUCACUUAUAGAAAUUGCUUGAUCUUAUCCCAACUUAGAAUCUCUCAAUAUCUUUUCUGUGGAAAUAUCACUAAUAAUUUCGUUUAUAAAAUAGUAGAAGCAUAUUCUAAAUUAGUACUUUUAUGCAUUGGUGGAUUAAAAUGGUAUAAGCUAAUUUCUGAUCAGACGAUAGAUGUAAUAGCUCACUCAUGUCCUAAUCUUCGCCAUCUCUCUUUGAAAUGUUGUCAUAAUAUUACAGACAUUUCAGUUAAUAGAUUGUUGCAACAUAUUCAUAAUUUAGAAUACCUUGAACUUGAUCAGUGUAGAUUUAUUACUGAUUCAUCUAUUUGUAAUACUGCUAACUCUUGCCCAAAGCUUAAACAUCUUGAUAUCGAUACUUCUGAUGCUUCUGACACAACUAUCUGUAAUAUUAUAUAUUCAUGUAAAAAUUUAAGAUAUCUUGAUAUCAGGUGUUGCCGUCUAGCUACUGAUAUAGUCAUUGAUGAAAUUGUGCAACAUUGUUCUAGUUUGGAAUUUCUUGGCAUACAGUCGACAAAUGUUAGUAAAGAUGCAUUGAGCAAACUUAAUCCAAAAAUUAAGAUAAACCGGGAUUCAGUGCUUAAUAUAGGGCCAGAAAAUGAACUUAAUGAUCUUUGGGUAACACUAGUCAAUUUAGUACAGCAUUUAUGGUUAACUUAUGCGAAUCUUGAAGAUAUUGUACAAUACUACAAAGACAAGAUUAAAGAUGAACAUUAUCAAAAGUCAAUUGUGGAAUUGGAACGGAAUAUGAAAAGUAUGGCUGAAAGAUUCAGUUUAAUGUCAAAAUUAAAGCCCAAAAGUAGAAAUAUUACAACUUGGGAAGGUCAAAAGUCGAAAUUAAAGUUGAAAUAG